Messenger RNA from Fundulus heteroclitus (mummichog), 3591 nucleotides. Its product is annotated as mitotic spindle positioning. The coding region runs from base 372 to 2513 and encodes 713 amino acids. The transcript is spliced from 5 exons. The record is from RefSeq and is a predicted model, not a curated record. Lineage: Eukaryota; Metazoa; Chordata; Actinopteri; Cyprinodontiformes; Fundulidae.
AAAGAUGCUGAAAGCAGCAGCAGAGCUGCAGCGUUCCCCGUUCCUCUGCUUCUCUAAGAACCUCCCAGUUCCUGUCAGGCAGCCACUUAGAAACUAAAACACCAGCUGUCUCCAUGUGAUGACCCAGAGUCCACCUGCUGAGGGAUGGCUUUGUGGGCGGGGCCUGUGUGUGUGGGCGGGGCCUCACAGUGACCUUUGUCACAUCAGUGAGCUCCUCUUCAGACUGCUGCAGCUGCUGACUGGAAGCCGAGAGACUCUUAAACAAAGACCGCCGGCCUGUUUGCACUCCUCCUCUGAGUUCUCAGACAUCCAGAGACGGUCUUCCUCCAUCAGAGCCUCCCCACUGCGGCUCCACGGUGGUCCCUGCAGACAUGGACAGCUCGCCCAGGCGGUGGGUCCUGAAGCCCCUGUCGCCCCUGCUGCAGCCCUCAGACCUGCGGACCAUGGCUGGUCCUGCUCCUGGCCUGGACCGCUGGGACUCUGGCUCCCUGGUGGUCUUACAGGAGAACGGCGGCAGCCUGAAUGGCCUGAUGGAAGUCCAGCAUGUCACCGUGAUGGAGGACGGGGACAGUGAGGACUGGCAUCCCAGCAGCCCCUGCAGCAGCUCUGGUUCUCAGAGCGGCUUCUACUCUUUCGUGGAGGAUCCCACGAGUCCUGAAGCCGAGCUGAACGAAGCCUGGAUGGUGUCACCACAGCGGCAGGCUCAACUGGCCGUCCUGAAGAAAGAGAGAGGAUUCAAACUACAGACCUACAGCAGCAACAAGAAGCCAGAGAGUCUGUUUUCUGAGAGCAAUGGAGACUCCCUGUAUAGAGCGGAUCCCAACAAUGGCAUGACGCUGAUGGAUGAGGAUGAGGAGAAGCAGUUUCGUAAGAUGAUCAUCCACAGCCAAGCUCCUAAGAGGAGCCAGACAGAAGCUCAAACCCACGGGGGGGCUGUGGAGCCCAAGCUUUCCACAGACAGACUGAUAGAGGGGCUGAGUUUGAGAUUCAGCCCUGCAGCAGCAGCAGCAGCAGCAGAUCCUCCCCCUGCAGAGCCAGGGACCGUCGUUAAGGAGCAGAUCGACUUUGGAGCCGCCCGACAGAAGUUCCUUCAGAUGGAGCAGGACCACCGGGCCGUGAUGCUCAGCCCGGGCCGCUCGCCCACAGCAAAGCUGAACCUGACCGCAGAGCUGGACGCUGAUGUUUACGUGUCGAGAAAGGUGAAGAUCUUUGGUACCACCAAUGCAACGGAUGACACGCCUCUUAAACCAGCAGAGAAGGACGAGGAGGCUUUUCACAGGAAGGUGACGGUGUUCCAGUCUGAGGGAAGGCUGAGCAGGGAGAGUAGUGUCUUUGAUAACCUGGACUCUGACCACGACAGUCUGUCACAUGAAGGGGUUGGAGGCUACACGAGCAACGACAGCCAGCUAGAGGAACCUCACCAGGACGACUGGAGCAAGCCCAGGGUGUUCCAGGAAACACCCAUAGAAAGGGAGAUCCGAUUAACUCAGGAACGUGAAGAGGAACUGCGGCGGUCUCGAGGCCUGAAGCACAGCGUUGGUCGAGAAGAGAUGGUCAGAAUCAAAACCAGCAGCUCACGGCUGUCUCUGACAUCUGACAGAACCUUUGAGAAAAAUCCAGUGAGCUUCAUCAUCCACAGCAAGAUCCAAAAGGAGGAGGACCCUCAGGAACCAGAGAGGAGAGGUGCUCCACCACAACCUGACCCCCAAGAUGAGAAGAGGAGGACUGGGGACAGGCUGGAGUCUGAUUCUGGAGCAGACGACGUGUUCCUAUCUCCAUGCUGUCCUCACCGACAUCCUGAGGAGUCCUGCUUCUCCCAACCACCUCCGGCCACCUCCUCCUUCUCCUCACUCACUGCAAGAGACUCUAAGGAGAGAAGACAGACAGCUUCCUCCUCCACCCCUCCCGUCUCUGUGACACCAACCACUCUGCAUGGACCUCAGGGCUGGAGGAAGAGCCUGGCCUCCACCGGUCUGCAGUCCAGAGGGCAAGGGACUCCAGAUUUCAUUGAGAAGGAGAUUGAAGAGAGUCUGAAGCGAGAACUGGAGCUGAGAGAGCUGAGGGAGUCCAUGAAGAAAAUCAGGCAAACCAUCUUCUCUCCAGCUCCUCUGGUGGAGCAGGCUUCCAAGAUGGCCGUCAAGCAGUUCUACCCUCCAGUGAAAACAGAGACACCCGUCAGUCUGUCCUCGUCCUCUCCUCGUCUCAGCGUCCGUCCGCCCUCCGUGUCCUUCAUCACCGCUAAGCCUUGGACCUCCUUGCCUCCCCCCGCCCCCUCCUCUCCGGUGGUGGUCCAGACGGUUCCUCUGAGUCCUCGAGGUUUGACGGAGACUCUGCUGCAGGACUUUGAGGAACGUCGAGCCAAGCUGAAGCUGGAAGACAGCGCUUACGCAGGGAUCCAGCCCGUCGAUGACAUCAACAAUCAGGUGGUGGAGUCGACUCGAGUCGCUCGUCAUAAGAACCAGCGAGCUCUGCUGUGGGAGGCAGGACUGUUCGCCAACCAGGACAGCCAGUGAGACCAGGACCAGAUGCAGGACCAGAUCUGGUUCAGGACUGAGUGUGGAUAAAUCCUGACAGGGUGAUGGAUUUUCAGAGAGACUCGUGAACAGAACCGGCCGCAGCUGACAGAGCCUGACAUGCCCAGAAAACACGACUAGUUGCUUUUAAUAGAACCUCAGAGUGAAGCAGCAGUUUGAUCUUGAUACUUUUAAUUUGAAAGGCUAAGCAGGACGUUAGCUGUUUAUGAUUAAAGUUGAUGCAGCAAAAUAAAUCAGACUAAAAUCACUUAAUGUGGUCAGAGUUCUGCUGCUGGUCUGGUGGCUUCAGGCCUUUAAAGCAGCUUCACUCUGUAGAUUAGCUCUUCAUCAAGAAUCACAAAUCUUUAUUGUCAUUAAGUCACCCUGAUGACACCGACUCAGAGUUCACACAGAUUCACACAGACACGACAGACUCAAUCUGCAAACAGCUUAAUGCACCACAACUCUUCCUGAGAAGCUGAAAGGGUGGAAAUAGUCCUUAAAAUCCGAUAAGAUUUAAAUGUUUGAGUCAAAAAAGACAGACAGCAGUCACUUUACAGAACGAUGUAAAUUACUGUGCAUGAAUGUAUCAGACAAAAUAAAAGUCUGAAAACUGGGCAAAUAAUCUUUAGCAUGUGAGCAACGGUUUGAUAAUUGUCAGUGGGAUCAACAACGCUCUGUAAUGCUGCAUUCUUUUUGGCUCCAGUGGUCAGAAAUUUUAACCUGACCCUAAGGUCAGAAUUAUGAGCAGGAAAGUCAGGAGGCGGCCCGACUUUCACAUUCAUGGUGGCUGCUACUCGCAGCAACAUGGAGUAAAACUUGAUACUUUAGCAGCUCUCUGAAGGUGCUGCAUUUCAGUGUUCAUCAGACAGGAUGUUCAGCUCCGUUUACAAUCACAAAAUACCGCCUAGAACAACUUUAUUGUUUUAACAACAGUAGCCACAGUGGCUUAAUGAACAAUGAAAAAUCUCUACCUAUUGAUUUAAUUCAAUUCAGUUCAGUUUUAUGUUUAUAGCAUCAAAUCACAUCACAUCAUCAUCAAGGUUCUUUCCAAAGUCAGCUUCCAUCAGAUCCUCCA